This is a messenger RNA of Sitophilus oryzae (rice weevil), 21615 nucleotides long. Its product is annotated as microtubule-associated protein futsch-like. The transcript has 56 exons. Lineage: Eukaryota; Metazoa; Arthropoda; Insecta; Coleoptera; Curculionidae. The record is from RefSeq and is a predicted model, not a curated record. The coding region runs from base 78 to 21494 and encodes 7138 amino acids.
AAACACCUCCACAUCGCCCAUUUGAAAGAAGAUAAAUUGAAAUUCGUUCUGAAAUAGUUCUUUAAUUACUCCUCACCAUGUCAUACGUGAAUAAGAAGGAACGAAUCUUUAGGAAAGGCGAAAGAACGGAUAUCCCUCGAAUAAGAUCUGAAAGUCGCCUGAAGAAAUACUGGUCAGAAACAGACCGAAGAGCUUGGUGCGAUGAAGUGGAGUUAAGGAGACAGCACAUUUUAGAACUAAAUGCCAGGAACAAAGGGCAAUUCUGCUUAGAAUCUCUUAUUCCCUUGGACAUGCUUUUUGACGUAAUCAGUGGCGAAAAAGAUGACGAAAGGGACAAAUUGCAAAGUAGAAUUGACUAUUUGGAAGCCAUGUUGGAUAUAUACAGGCAAGUAAAGCUGACUGACGAACAACAAAAGAAAGCUGAUAAAAUGAACCAGGACUUAAAGAAAGAACAGAAAAAGCUAGCAGAGGCAAAACCAAAAAAAGAAGGAGACAGGGAUAAACCAAAACCCGAUGAAAAAGCGAAACGAAAAAGACCCAGUUCAGAAUACGCAGGCAAGCCGAAACCUGAAAAACCGAAACGGCGCAGUAGCGAGCCGCGACCUGCCAGAAAAUCGGAAGACAGAACCGGACCUUCGGGCGAAGAAGAAGCGAUAGCCCCCCAAAAGAAACCGCUGAAAGUACACGCAGCACCACCUCCUAAAGUGCGCGCAGCACCUCCUCCUAAAGGGAAGCCGGCUGCUGAUAAAGGCGGAGAGGAGAAGGUUAAACUGCCCACUGAUACCAAAAGCGAUCGGAAAAAACCAGAUGCAGGUGGUGUGAAAGGAGGUGAUGAACCGGAAAGAGAUGAUGUGAAGGUCAGGGGCAGAGGAAGAGGAAGAGGGAGAGGAAAAGCUCCAGGAGAAAAGGUGGCACCAGGUGAAAGUCCAGGGAAAAAAAGACCUUCUAUUUCUUUCGCCGAUGAUUCUGCAGAACCCAAAAAUGGAAAAGUAGAUGAGAAAACGCCCAGUAUUGCUAAAAAAGAUGGGAAACCAAAAGAUAAAGAUUUAAAAGCAGGAGGUCCUAAAUCGCCAAGAGGCAAAGAUAAAGGCGAUACAGAUAAACCUGUGGAUAAAACAAAGAAGGAUGAUGUUGACCAACCCAUAAAGAAAAAAGCAGCUGGACCAGGACUUGAAUCUGCCAAACCGGUAUCCAAAGCUAAACUUGAUACAGAUAAAACACCUGAUAAAACUAAGAAGACACCAACUGGUACUGAUGCUAGUAGAAAGCCAGAACCAUCUGAAAAGCCACCUAAAGAUGUUAAAGACGCUGGAAAACCUAAAACUGAUGCUGACAAAGCUAAGAAACCUCUAGAUGCUGAGAUAGGUCCUAAAUCAGAACCAUCUGAGAAACCACCUAAAGAUGUUAAAGAGACUGGAAAACCUAAAACAGAUGCUGCCAAAGCUAAAAAACCUCUAGAUUCAGAGAAAAGUCCUAAAUCAGAACCAUCUGAGGAACCACCUAAAGAUGUUAAAGACGCUGGAAAACCUAAAACUGAUGCUGCCAGAGCAAAAAAACCUCUAGAUUCAGAGAAAGGCUCUGAAUCAGAACCAUCUGAGAAACCACCUAAAGAUGUUAAAGACUCUGAAAAACCUAAAACUGAUGCUGCCAAAGCUAAAAAACCUCUAGAUUCAGAGAAACGUCCUAAAUCAGAACCAUCUGCGAAACCGCCUAAAGAUGUUAAAGACGAUGCAAAACCUAAAACUGAUGCCGACAAAGCUAAAAAGCCUCUAGAUUCAGAGAAACGUCCUAAAUCAGAACCAUCUCUGAAACCACCUAAAGAUGUUAAAGACGCUGCAAAACCCAAAACUGAUGCCGACAAAGCUAAAAAACCUGUAGAUUCAGAGAAACGUCCUAAAUCAGAACCAUCUGCGAAACCACCUAAAGAUGUUAAAGACGCUGCAAAACCUAAAACUGAUGCCGACAAAGCUAAAAAGCCUCUAGAUUCAGAGAAACGUCCUAAAUCAGAACCAUCUCUGAAAUCACCUAAAGAUGUUAAAGAUACUGCAAAACCUAAAACUGAUGCCGACAAAGCUAAAAAACCUCUAGAUUCAGGGAAAGGUCCUAAACCAGAACAAUCUGAGAAACCACCUAAAGAUGUUAAAGACGCUGCAAAACCUAAAACUGAUGCCGAGAAAGCUAAAAAACUUCUAGAUUCAGAGAAAGGUCCUAAAUCAGAACCAUCUGAGAAACCACCUAAAGAUGUUAAAGACGCUGCAAAACCUAAAACUGAUGCCGACAAAGCUAAAAAACCUCUAGAUUCAGAGAAAGGUCCUAAAUCAGAACCACCUGAGAAACCACCUAAAGAUGUUAAAGACGCUGGAAAACUUAAAACUGAUGCUGAUAAAGCUAAAAAACCUCUAGAUUCAGAGAAAGGCCCUAAAUCAGAACCAUCUGAGAAACCAACUAAAGAUGUUAAAGACGCUGGAAAACCUAAAACUGAUGCUGACAAAGCUAAAAAACCUCUAGAUUCAGAGAAAGCUCCUAAAUCAGGUAAGGAUAAACUAGAAGAGUCGCCUAUUGCAAAAAAAGCUAAGACCAAAGGGCCCACCGAAGCAAAACCUAAAAAACCCGAAGAAUGCUCGGACGAAGAAUGUAUGUCUAAUAAAAGUAAAGCAGCAUCUACAACUAGUACUAAAAGUGGAAAAGAAGAACCAUCUGGGAAACAACCUAAAGAUGCUAAAGCCGCUGGAAAACCUAAAACAGAUGGUGAUAAAGCUAAGAAACCUCUAGUUUCUGAGAAAGGUCCUAAAUCAGAACCAUCUGAAAAACUACCUAAAGAUGUUAAAGAUGCUGGAAAACCUAAAACAGAUGCUGAUAAAGCUAGGAAACCUCUAGAGUCUGAGAAAGGUCCUAAAUCAGAACCAUCUGAGAAACCAUCUAGAGAUAUUAAAGACAUUGGAAAGCCUAAAACAGAUGCUGAUAAAGCUAAGAAACCUCUAGAUGCUGAGAAAAGUUCUAAAUCAGAACCAUCUGAGAAAGCACCUAAAGAUGUUAAAGCUGCUGAAAAACCUAAAACAGAUGCUGAUAAAGCUAAGAAACCUCUAGAUUCUGAGAAAGUUUCUAAAUCAGAACCAUCUGAAAAACCACCUAAAGAUGUUAAAGACGCUGGAAAACCUAAAACUGAUGCUGAUAUAGCUAAGAAACCUCUAGAUUCUGAGAAAGGUCCUAAAUCAGAACCAUCUGAGAAACCAUCUAAAGUUAUUAAAGAUGCUGAAAAACCUAAAACUGAAGCUGACAAAGCUAAGAAACCUCUUGAUUCUGAGAAAGGUCCUAAAUCAGAACCAUCUGAGAAACCAUCUAAAGUUAUUAAAGAUGCUGAAAAACCUAAAACUGAUGCUGACAAAGCUAAGAAACCUCUAGAUUCUGAGAAAGGUCCUAAAUCAGAACCACUUGAGAAACCACCUAAAGAUGUUAGAGAGGCUGGAAAACCCAAAGCUGAUACUGACAGAGCUAAGAAACCUCUAGAUUCUGAGAAAGAACCAUUAGAGAAACUACCUAAAGAUGUUAAAGAUGCUGGAAAAUCUAAAACAGAUGCUGACAAAGCUAAGAAACCUCUAGAUUCUGACAAAGGUCCUAAAUCAGAACCAUCUGGGAAACCACCUAAAGAUGUUAAAGAGACUGGAAAACCUAAAACCGAUGCUGACAGAGCUAAAAAACCUCUAGAUUCUGAGAAAGAACCAUUGGAGAAACUACCUAAAGAUGUUAAAGAUGCUGGAAAACCUAAAACAGAUGCUGAUAAAGUUAAGAAACCUUUAGAUUCUGAGAAAGGCCCUAAAUCAGAACUAUUUGAGAAACCAUCUAAAGAUGCUAAAGACGCUGGAAGACCUAAAACAGAUGCUGAUAAAGCUGAGAAACCUCUAGAUUCUGACAAAGGUUCUAAACCAGCUCUUGAUAAACCUGAAAAGCAAGCAAAACCAAAAGUUGAUGCUGAUAAAUCACCAAAACCAGCCACAGAAGAUGCAAGAGAACCAAAGAAAACUAAAACGAAAGAUGAUUUGCGACCCGAACCUACAGAAAGUAAAAUUGCUGCAGAUACUGCCAAAACCCAAAAACCUGAGGAUGGUGAGAAAGCGCUUAAACCAAUUCCUAGUGAGGAUGUAUCUGCCAAACAAGCAAAACCGAAAGAUGCAGAAAAGGAAGACGCUGAUAAGAGCAAGAAACCCAUAUCAGAUCGUCCUGUCAUGGAUAGUAAACCAGGAGUUCCUAGUGAGGAUGUAUCUGCCAAACAAGCAAAACCGAAAGAUGCAGCAAAGGAAGACGCUGAUAAGAGCAAGAAACCCAUAUCAGAUCGUCCUGUCGUGGAUAGUAAACCAGGAGAUAGUGAAGGCACAAAACCUAUAAAAGAUGCGAAACCAUCAGCAGAUGGUAUAAAAAUGGGACCAAAAGAUAGUAAGCCCGACGAAAUGCAAAAAGGUGCUGAUAAAUUGAAACCAGCUGCAAAGCCAUCUAAACCAGCAGAUGAAAAAGAUGCUAAGGGAGUACCGAAGGGAGUACCAUCAAAGGACGGUACGGCAAAAAGUGAAACAGCGAUCAAAGAUCGAGCAGAUUUACCUGACGACGCCAAAAAACCGAAAGAUGAUGGAAAAGGUGUAAAAGGUAAAGAUGCUGAUGGCGCUUUUCAACCAACUGAAGUUCGGGGUAGGGGUAGAUUAAAAGCUCCACAAAAAGAACCCGGAAUAACUCCUGGAUUAGAUGUGAAAGGAAGUAAACCUGAACCGCAAGAGAAGAAACCAGAAAAAGCAGCACCUGGAAAAUCCGACCCUGCUUUAUCAAAAAGCAAAGAUGCAGUUGCAGCAGAGGAAUCCACAAAGUCCAUAGUAGAACCCGAUGAAGAGGAAUUGAAGAAGAGAAAAGCUCCCCCCAAGCCAGGAGAAGUUAGAGGACGAGGAAGAGUUAAAUCCCAGCAAUCUGAAACUGGCCCAGUUGGUGUUGGAGACAAGGAUAAACCCGUGGCAGAGAAAAUUGAAAAACCAAAGAAGGAAAUACCUGAAAAAUUAGAUAAAAUAACUGAUGAUGCCAAAAAAGAAGCGGAAAAGGUUGAACCAAAAUCGCCGCCGAAAGAAAAAGCAAAAGGUGAUAAAGAGCCAGAACCCGAGUCUAAGAUGGUACCUGGUAUACCCCAAAAAGAACCUGCCAAAGGCAAAGCUAAGGAACCAGCUGAACUUACUGAUAAAGCAGAUACAGGUCCAGAUAUAGACAAACAAAAAUCAGAUAUAAAAUAUCCACAAGAGGCAGCCAAAAAGGCAUCAAAAAUACCGGAAGAAGGCGCAAAAAAAGAUAGACCUGAAGGUAAAAGUAAAACAGAAAUACCAGAGGAAGCACUAGGCAAACCUAAAGCCAAACCUUUGCUUAGCGCUGAGGACAAAACUAGAAAAGAACCUGCAAUAUCAGAUUCAAAAACAGAACCAUAUGAUACAGAAGCUAAAAAGACAAAAGAACCGAGUAAACAAGAUUUAGAACCCAAAGAGGAAAUGGGAAAGCAAGUAUCAUUUAAAGAUGUAAGGGAUGAGGAUAAAGGUUUACCCGAAGUACCAGGUAAAGAAAAACCUUUGGUGAGCGCUAGGGAUAAACCUAAAAAAGAACCUGAAAUCUCAGCUUCAAAAACAGAACCGUACGAUACAAAACCUAAGAUAACCAAAGAGCCGACUAAGGAAGAUUUAGGAGAGAAAAUAUCAGGUAUAUUUGACACCAAACCAAAGAAAGCAAAAGAACCAACUAAAGAAGAUUUAAGACCAACGCCGAAGGUGUCUGAGAAAGAAAUAGAAUAUAAAAAACCCGAAGAAAAAAUUGAAAAGCCGUUAUCAACUAAAGAUAUAAGAGAGCCACAACAAGUCAAGGGAGAACCAUUGCAGCCAGAAAGGCAGCGAAGACUAACUGCCCAAGAACUUUGCGAAAUGGAGAAAAUAUGCAAAACUCCUCGAACGUCCCUUGCUGAAAAAAGAGAGCCACAACAAGCAAAAGAACCAACUAAAGAAGAUUUAGGAGAGAAAACAUCAAGUAUAUUUGACACAAAACCAAAGAAAGCAAAAGAACCAACUAAAGAAGAUUUAAGACUACCGCCGAAGGCAUCUGAGAAAGAAAUGGAAUAUAAAAAACCCGAAGAAAAAAUUGAAAAGCCGUUAUCAACUAAAGAUAUAAGAGAGCCACAACAAGUUAAGGGGGAACCAUUGCAGCCAGAAAGGCAGCGAAGACUAACUGCCCAAGAACUUUGCGAAAUGGAGAAAAUAUGCAAAACUCCUCGAACGUCGCUUGCUGAGAAAAGAGAGCCACGACAAGCAAAAGAACCAACUAAAGAAGAUUUAAGACCAACGCCGAAGGCGUCUGAGAAAGAAAUGGAAUAUAAAAAACCCGAGGAAAAAAUUGUAUCCACUAAAGAUAUAAGAGAACCACAACAAGUCAAGGGAGAACCAUUGCAGCCAGAAAGGCAGAGAAGACUAACUGCCCAAGAACUUUGCGAAAUGGAGAAAAUAUGCAAAACUCCCCGAUCGUCGAUUGCUGAGAAAAGAGUAACUAAGGAAAUGGAUAAGGCUCCGAUUAAAAUGGAUUUCGAUAAGCUAGAUGAAUCCCAAGAUGAAGAUACGUUUAGAACAGCAGAAGAAAGUCCAAAAGAACCGGUAAAAGAGAAACUAUCGGAAACAAAAAUACAAAAAGAAAAGGCGUUAGCUGAACCAGAAAGUAGGCCUAAAUUGGAUGCUAAAGAAGAAAAACCGACUGGUCCAUCCGCGUUAGAAGCUAGGCCAAAAAUAGAAGCUAAAGAUGAUAGAAAAGCAGAACCUAUUGGUCCAUCCGAGUUAGAAGCUAAACCAAAAAUAGAAACUAUAGAAGAAAGGAAAGUAGAGCCGAUUGGUCCAUCCGUGUCAGAAACUAGGCCGAAAAUAGAUGCCGAAGAAAGGAAAGAAGAACCUAUUGGUCCAUCCGCGAUAGAAGCUAAACCAAAAGUAUAUGCUAAAGAAGAAAGAAAAGAAGAACCUAUUGGUCCAUCCGCGUUAGAGGCUAGGCCAAAAAUGGACGUUAAAGAAGAAAGGAAAGAAGAAAUUCCAUCAGCGAUAGAAACUAAAGCAGAAAUUAGUCGUCCAUCCGCUUUAGAAGAUAGGCCAAAAAUUGAAGAAGUUAAAGAAGAUGUGAUUGAACCAUCCGCCUUAGAAGAGAGAAUAUAUAUACCCACUAAAGUAGAAAGAAAAGAAGAAAUAGUCGGUCCAUCGGCGUUAGAAGGUAGGCCAGAUAUACCCGCUAAAAAAGAAGAAAUGAUUCGUCCAUCCGCUUUAGAAGCUAGGGAAAAACUAGAUAUUAAAGAAGAGAGGCCAUAUAUACCUAUUAAAGAAGAAGGAGGAGAAGAAAUACCUGGUCCAUUCGCGCUAGAAGGUAGACCGGAUAUACCCACUAAAGAAAAAAUUAAAGAAGAAAUGAUUCAUCCAUCCGCGUUAGAAGAUAGGCCAUAUAAACCUACUAAAGAAGAAAUAGGGGAAGAAAUAACUGGUCCACCCGCGUUAGAAGGUAGGCCGGAAAUACCUCCUAAAGAGAAAAGUAAAGAAGAGAUGAUUGGUCCGUCCGUUUUAGAGGAGAAGCCAUAUAUACCGAGUAGAGAAGAAAGGAUUGGUGUCCCGACAAUCGGUCCCUUUUUUGGAAAAGAUUGUAGAGCUCAUUGUUCUAUGAAAAAACUAAGUGAAAUUAAAGGAUUACCAAAAGAAAUCCAGGAAACACCUGAAGAAGGUAUACCAAUAGUUCCAAGCAAAUUAUCAAAGGCUGAUUCUAGAGAAAAGCCAUCUCUUAGUUUCAUUUUAUCAAAGGAAGAACCUUCCGAGAUCAAAAAAGGUGCGCGUGUGUGUAAAAAGCCAUGUAAAAACGCUUUAGAACGGCCAGUCACUGUUUUUGGGGAGGAAACCGGUGGAGUUGUAGUAAAAGCCGAAUCAGAUACUCUAGGAGAAUCUAUUCCUACUGGCUACUACUUACCUGAAGAUGUCAGUCCCAGACAAGCCAUGCCAGAAUGGACUGAAAUAGAAGAGCUACCUGCCGAUAUUGACGACAAAGAUCUAUCGCUAUCGGAAGCUGGUUUAACUACUUCCGAGACCGACAAGGCAAUAUGGCUAGUUCCUAAGUCGGAGGAAAAGAUAUUCGAACAUCCUGAAGAGGCUCCAAAAUUAGAAACCGAAACCGAAAGUUUGCAUACUGAAUUAACUACAGCUCCUGAGAUGAGCAGAGUUAUGUCGAAGGUAUUGUCUGGACAAAUAAGCCAGUUACCUCCUAGAGACUAUAUGCCUCUUGAGAAAAAGACUCCAAAGAAUCUGUCGGAAGCAUUAUAUAAACAAAAGUGCAGGGCGCGAUGUAUGCAAAUAAAACUUAGCACAACAUGCGAAGAGAGUCAUACAGAAACCGUUGAAGAUGUAAGUGAUCUUGAAAUGGACUCUGUAUUAUCUGAUGAAGUCACUGACGAAAUUAAUAUUGAGAAAGAUAAAAUUCCAGAAGAAUCAAAUACUCCGUUUGAAGAUAGUUUGCCGUCUAACGUACCAGAGCAACAACCAUUAUAUGAAGAACCUAGGUCUCGACAAAUUGAACCAGAACAACUUCAACGAGAAUUGCAUAAACCUAUGGAAGAUGUUUUGCAAGCGAAAAUUUCAAAACAAUCAAGAAUAUGUAAAGCACCAUGUGCUAAGCGGGCCCGAAAAAUGCAGAGUGAUCAAGAACAACUUACAGAAGAAUCAACUACGCAAUAUGAAGAUACUUUACCACCAAAUAUGUUACAGCAACAAAUUUCGAGUGCAGCUCCAACACCACACAUGGAGAAUAUUGAAGUAGCAGAAGAACAAGAAGAAGUACCAACUUCGCAAUAUAAAGAGAGUUUACCUGCAAACAUUAUGCAACGACAAAUAUGUAGAGCACCUUGUAGAACUCAGAGGGCGCUGCCUUCUGAACUAAUUACUGAACCACCAGAUACAACAUCAAAGAAGAGCUUACCGAAACCUAUUUCAGAUCAUCAACCAACUUGUAAAGCAACGCGUGUUAAAUAUUUCAAAGAUCUUGACAAAAUCGAUGAUAUAGAAGAAAUUAUCGCUACUCACGAAUCUGUCGAAAAAUAUGUUACUUUCGAUAAUGAAAUAUCUGAAUUUCCAUCUGAAUUUGAGGAAAACGCCUCAGAAGACCAAAAUAUUAUAGACGAAAUAGACUUAGUUGCUGAAACAAAAAUAAAGGAAGAGGAUGACCAUAUCCAAGAUGGAAUACAUGAAACAUUUGAAGAUGCCGAAGAUGAAUCAUUGAGAGACCAAAAAGCUGAUUUGGAUAUUCAUAAAGAGUCGAUACAAGAAGAUACAGCUAAGGAAGAAGAACAAAAACAAAUAGACGACAUACCUGUCAAGGAAGCUAUAAACACAGAAGAAGAAAAAGAACUUGACGAUGCGAAUAUUGAUAUACAAACUACUGACGUGGUGUUAGAUGAUGAAUAUGCUGACGCGUCCCCUCAAAUUAAUGAAAUGCUGCCAGAAGAGGUGAUAUCGGAAGUGCACAUCUUGGAACCGAUUCCCGAAGAUGAAAAUGAAGAUAAAUUGGCUGCCGAAAGUGUUAUAGUUGAGGAAAUUAGUAAAAAGGAAAGUGACAAAGAAUUUGUAGCACCCACCGUAGAAGAUCAGUUUGAUAAAAAAGAAAGCGAGAAAGAAAUUGACGAAGAAAUUGUCAGACCUACCGAAAGCUUUAUAGAGGAUCAGAUUGAUCAAAAACAAAGCGAAAAAGAUGUUGUCGAGCCCACAAAAGAUUUAAUAGAAGCUCAGAUUGACGAAAAAGAAAGUGAUAAAGGAGUUGUUCAACCUACCGAAAUUUUAGUAGAAGAUGAAGUUGACCAAAGAGAAUCUGGUAAAGAAACUCUUCCAAUUGUCGAAAAUUUUGUUGAAGAUCAAAUUGAGCAAAAAGAAAGUGACAAAGAAAUUGUUCAACGUACCGAAAUUUUAGUAGAAGAUCAAAUUGACCAAAAAGAAACGCUUCCACCUACUGAAACUUUACUAGAGGAUCAAAAUGGUCAAAAAGAAAGUGUCAAAGAAAUUGUCGAACCUGACGGAAGUCACUCCGAAGAAGAAUUUGUAGAAGUUGAAGAUAUUCCUCCACACCCAGAACAUAUACUUGAACAAUCCGAUGAAGAAAAUAUACCAUUAACUGAAGACUAUACUCCUUUAGAAGAUGAAGCUGAAAUUAUUGAAACUGGAGAGCAAACAGAUGUACUACCAGUAAUUGCCAUAGGUAGUCAAACGUUACCCGUCUAUGUAAGUACUCUAGAGCCAAUAGUCGAAGAAAGUGAAGUAGAAAAAUACGAGGAUGCUAGUAGCGAUCUAUCUCCGCGUUAUGAUGUUAAACCGGUCCCUACAAAGGACGUAUCCACAGUUUGUACUGAGAAACAAGUAGUGUAUACAAGAGAACCACCAGUAAGAUAUGUUGAAACCAAUUAUGACAGGGCAAUUGAGAAAUCCAGACCGACCCCACAACCAGCCAGAGAAUCUUCAGUUCCCCGAUUUGCCAGCUGGUUCCUGCCUGUAUCAAGAACCGAAACAAAGGCAAAGGUAUGUCCCGCCCCAUGCAAAACAAAAGACAAAUCGGUUGGCGUUGUACCAACCUUAGAACAAUCCGCUACUUCUCCUGAAUAUAAUGAAAAUCUGGACAAUAGAUUUAUCCAAACUGAAUUCGGUGUAGUUUGCGAUAAGCAAACAGAAUCUGAGAUAAUUGACGAAUGUUCCCGCUCAUGUCAAGUAUUAGCAGAACAAGAAAUCAUUGUAAUAAAAGCGCCAGUAGAGAAGAAACAUACAAUUUGUAGGGAUGACCAGCCGACGUGUUCUAAAUACCUAACUAAAGAAGCUAAGGAACUGGAUAACAAAAAUCAAACCAAAUGUAUUUGUCGGGCUAUUGAGAGUUUGAAACUGGUUGAAGAAAGCUUGACCCAGUUAGCUACACAACCUGUCCCGACAUGUCGUGCCAAUAGAAAUGCUGUGGUCAGUAUGGAGCGAGAAAAUGCUGAUUUGAGAGCUCAACUAGCGGCAAAAGACGCUUAUUGCGCCGAACAAAGAAAAAUUGCAUCGGCUGCUCUAGAGCAACUGGAAAACAUAAAAAAUAUCGUGGAGGAACGUGACAACCUUCGAAAAAAACUCGAAAAUUCACAACAUGAACUCGCCCAACUCAAGAAAAAUCUAGAAGCCAAUGUAUCGGGUUUUGGAGAUGCUGAUAAGGUGGAACAGAAAGAAGCCCCACCACCCAUCAAACCUUUGCGCACCUUAGUCAGUCCAUUUCAACAAGAUGAUGAAAUCGCACAACUCGAAGAGGAAGUUAAGGAAAUGCGAUCGACAAAUCUAACCCCCGACCAAGAAACGAAAGUGAUCAGAAAAGAAGUGGAAAUGCUUAAAAGGUACUGCUCCAGGCUCUCGUCCAUACAAGAAGAGAACGCCCAGCUGAAACAGCAAAACGCCGAGUUGCAAAAACGCUGUUUGGGUUCGGAGGAGAAACUUCGAACCCUCGGCUGCAACCAAACCAAAAACUUCGAAGAACUAAAGAAUAAAUUGCAAGUCCUGGACGAAACAGUAGCCGAAAGAAACGCUUUGCAGGACAGAGUGGAAUAUUUAGAAAAAGAACUGAGCGCUUACGAAGACCUACCGGAGGACAUUGAGAUAUUUAAGAGGAGGUCUUUGUUACUGGACGACGUUCUCAAAGAUCGAGAUCGCCUGGCCAAACGCGUUGAACAAAUGAGAGGAGUGGAUGAUAGCGUGAUGUGCAACAAACUAAAAGCGGAAAGAGCGGAUGAACUGGAAAGGCAAUUGAGAUUGGCCCACAAGGAUCUGCAAGCCUGCGAAGACGAGCUGGACACUAUGAGGAAUAAGUGCACGAUGGCGGAGAUCGAGCUGCUCAACGGGAAGACGGAAACGGACACGCUCAAGUCGAAAAUUGUUUGUAUGGAGCACGAGAUGGAGAGCUUGAAGUCGAUGUGCAAAGAGCAGGAGCAAACGCAUAUAGAAAAAGAAAGAUUACAAUCUAGCUUAGACGAACUAAUACGAAUGCAAGACGAUUACGACCACAUAUGUCUACAAAUGAAAGGCAUGGACGUGGUGAAAGCGGAAAGAGAUAGAUACAAGAGGAAAUACGAAGAGCUGCUGGAAGUGGAGUGCGAAUGCCAAGCCCUUAGAGAAGCUUUAGAAAAAGCCAAGGCCAUUGAAGAAGAGCGAGAUGCAUUGUCGGAACAGAACGAAGUUCUCGACAAAUGCAUUACGGAGCAAGAAGAAGAAAUUAAACGACUCGUUUGUCACAUCGACUGUUUGGCUGAAGGCAAAGAAAAACAAAGCGUAAAAAUGAAAGCGGUGGUCUCAAAUCUCAAACAGGAAUUAGAAAAGAAAGAAAGUCUGCUGGCCCUGUCCGAAGAGAAAAUGGAAACUAUAAAAAUCAAAGUGGACGAGUCCCUCAGUAACCUAACCGAAGAAACUAAAAUUCUAAGAGAUAAAAACAAAGCCCUAGAAAAAGAAUUAAAUAAUCUAAGUGCUAAAAAUGGAAAACUCGAAGAGAAACUUCGAACAAUGUCCGAGAGAAAUGAUUCUUUAGUCAAAGAAUUAAAAAGUAGGGAAAGAGUUAUCGCUACCAUGGAAGAGGUCCUCAAUGACAGAGAAUCAGUUCAGGACACGAACAAAUCCCAACAAAACAUGAAGGAAAUUACUAAGUUACAAGACGAACUAGCUAAUGCCCACCUUGAAAACCAAAGACUCCAACAACUGGCGGCCAAGAGCGAGGACGCCACGGGACUAGCGAACAACCAACUGAAAUUAAUGUUAGAGCAAUCGAGAUCGGCGGUGGAAAGAAUCGCUCAGGAAUUAGAACAGCAGUACACUGACUGGGAUUGUCGGAUACCUUACAGGUGCUGUCCCGGAUGUAACUGUAAAAAGAAAAAGCAAACGCCAGAACCGAGAGUGAUAAUAAGGUGUUGCGCCGGUUGCAACUGUAAAAAUAAAACUAAAAAACCCCAACAAACUCCCGAUUACGGACAAACAGAACCAUCAAGCAGCAAAAAGGAGGCUCCACUCAAAAACAAAUGCAUCUGUAAUAAAAAGAAAGCUUCCACUAGUCCACAGAGAGAGUGCAUAAGUCCAUCGACUUGUCCGGCAAUGGCCAAAAGCAUGAAACUCCUUCUAGAACCAAACGAUGAACCGGACGAAGACCAAAUGUACACUGCUCGAUCUGUCGAAGAAGGUAAAACCAAAAUUGCCGAGUUGGAAGAGGAACUGAACAAAGCAAACGAUGUAAUUCUUCAGCUACAAAACAAGCUGGCAGCGGCGGAAAAGUUAUCGGCUGAAAACGACGCUCUCAAAAGACACUCGACCGAAGUUCAAGACGUGGCCAAAGACCAAAUCGAAGAACUGGCCAAGCUUUUGAAAAAAGCCCAAGAGAGAGUUACCGCUCUUGAAACGAGAAAUUGUGCUUUAAAAUUCAAGCUCGCUAAGUGCAGAAAGUCGGAGGCUUCUGCAGAACUUGUAGAAGACAUUGGUUUAGAAGAAGCUCCAGAAAGAAGUAUUCUUAGUUGCUUGCAAACAGAUCUAGAAAAGUGUCUGAAGGAGAAAGAAACUUUACUAAGUCUCGUGGAGAAUCUUAAGAAACAGUUAGCAGCAACUCAGGAAGGAAGUGACCUACCGGACUUGGCCGCAUUCGCUAGUCUAGAAUCAGACCUAGAACAAUGUCUUAAAGAAAAAGAAAGGUUCAUAGCGGAGAUCGAGACUUUAAAGAAAAUGCUAAAAGAAACAUCCACGUCGGGAGAUGAAGAUUUGUUCGCAAAUAUUAAAGCAGAUUUGGAGACUAGCUUACGUGAAAAAGAAUCAUUGCUAAAGACCAUAAAACAGUUACAAGAACAACUGGCAGGUGAAACUACCGAAAAAUUACCGGAUAUGGGUGAAUUUACAGAGCUAAAACUUCAACUAGGUACGGUAAAAGGUAAACUCGAAGAAUGCUUAGCUGAAAAGGAAAAUCUAUUAAAAACAAUAGAUGAUUUAAAAAAGAAGCUCGCGGCAGCUGCUAUCCCUGUAGAUACAGAUAUGGAUAAAUAUCUGGAUAAAGAUAUGGAUAAAGAUUUGAAAAAGGAUUUCGAAAAAUUGAAAAGUCACUUAGAACAUUGUGUUAGAGAGAAAGACGAAUGUUUAGCUGAUAAAGAGAAUCUACUAAAAAUGAUAGAUGAAUUAAAAAAGAAGCUCUCAGAUUCUGAAAAAUUACCCGGUAUGAAUCAAUUUGCUGAACUAAAAAAAGAAUUGGAGAAUUGUUUAUGCGAAAAAGAAUUAUUGCUGAAAACCAUAAAACAGUUGCAAGAAAAUCUAGCAGGAGAAACAACUGAAAAAUUACCAGAUUUGGGUGAAUUUGCAGAGCUAAAAAGUCAAUUAUUGACGAUAAAUAACAAACUGAAAGAAUGUUUAGCCGAAAAAGAGAAUCUAUUAAAAAUAAUAGAUGAUUUAAAAAUUGACACAGGUAAAAAGAAGCUCUCAUGUGCUGACAAAUUACCCGGUUUGACUCAACUUGCAGAGCUGAAAAAAGAACUGGAUAAUUGUUUACGUGAAAAAGAAUUAUUGCUGAAUACCAUAAAACAGUUGCAAGAAAAACUAGCAGGAGAAACUACUGAAAAAUUACCAGAUAUGGGUGAAUUUGCAGAGCUAAAAAAUCAAUUAGAGACUACCAAAAACAAACACAAAGAAUGUUUAGCUGAAAAAGAGAAUCUACUUAAAAUAAUAGAUGAAUUAAAAAUGAAGCUCUCAGAUGCUGAUAAAUUAUCUGACUCUAUAGAACUAAAGAAGGGUUUGGAGAAUAGUUUACGCGAAAAAGAAUUAUUGCUUAAGACCAUACAACAGUUGCAAGAAAAGCUAGCAGGAGAAAUUACUGAAAAAUUACCAGAUAUGGCUGAAUUCGCCAAGCUAAACAAUCAAUUAGAGAUGGUAAAUAACAAACUCAAAGAAUGUUCAGCUGAAAAGGAGAAUCUAUUUAAAAUAAUAGAUGAUUUAAAAAUGAAGCUCUCAGAUGCUGAUAAAUCACCUGAUAUGGCUCAAUUUACAGAGCUAAAAAUCGAAUUGGAGAAUUGUUUACAUGAAAAGGAAUUAUUGCUGAAGACCAUAAAACAGUUGCAAGAAAAACUAGCAGGAGAAAGUACUGAAAAAUUGCCAGAUAUGGGUGAAUUUACAGAACUAAAAAAUCAAUUAGAGACGAUAAAAAGCAAACUCGAAGAAUGUUUAGCUGAAAAGGAGAAUCAAUCAAAAUUAAUAGAUGAAUUAAAACAGAAGCUCUCUGCAAAAGAAGCUGUUGUCCCUGUAAAAUUACCCGAUACGGGUGAAUCUGCAGAACUAAAAAAUCAACUAGAGAAGAUAAAAAACAAGCUCGAAGAAUGUUUAGCUGAAAAGGAGAAUCUAUUAAACAUAAUAGAUGAAUUAAAAAAGAAGCUCUCGGCAGCUGCUAUUCCUGCAGAUACAAUUAUGGAUAAACAUAUAGAUAAAGAUUUAGAUAAAGAGUUGAGAAAAGAUUUCGAAAAUUUAAAAAGUCAGUUAGAAAACUGCCUUAGAGAGAAAGACGCCCUUUUAAAAACAGUCGGUGAUUUAAAUUCCGAAAUACGCAAACUCAAAAAAGAAAAUGAAGACUUAGAUAAAAUGUUAACAAGUAAUGUUAAGACGAGCACUAGCAGAAGCUCCAAAUUAGAAAUAGAAUUAGAAAAUGAACAAAACAAAACGAGAAGACUUAGCUAUGAUAGUCAAAAGCAAAGUCAAUUAAAUAAAGAAUUGGAAGAGAAAAAUAGCAGUCUUCUUAAACAGAUUGCGGACCUAAAAAACGAAAAUAGUCGUCUAAAAGACGAAUUAGCUAGAUGUAAAGAGGAAAAUAUGAAACUACACGACGAAAUACGCGAUUUAAAGAAACAGAUUCCCGAUAGCUCAACUUUAAAUGCACUAAAAAAUGAAAGAGACAAUCUCUUAAAACAACUGGAAACUAAAGAAGAGGCCUUAGAAAGAAUUAAAGCCCCCGUUGUAUCCAGUGCCGUAGCCGAAAAGGACUCCAAGGAGAAAGAAGCACUACAGUCCACCAUCAACGACUUAGAAAGUCAAUUAAAACGUAUGGCAGAAGAAAAGUCACGGUUUGAAGCACCGAAACCGUCCGACGAUUAUAAAUCGAAAAUCGAGGAACUCACAAAACGAUUGGAAAAAGCCCAAAAGCGGGCGGAUUUGGCAGAGGAAGGGUUAAUAAAAUUGAAAGCCAGCGACCCAACAGCUAUGAUGAACGCCGAAAUUCAAAAACUACACAACAAAAUCGAGCAGCUCGAAAAGGAAAUCCAGAAUCUCGAAGCAGCUUUAGCGCAAGCCAAAGCCGAAAACGAUAACUUGAAGAAAUCCCUAGAGGACGCACGAAACGAAACCAAAAAAAUGAAGGAGGACAACGACUUGUUGCGAAACAAUCUCGAGCUCAGCAAGAACGAGAAAGAUAAACUAAAUAAAGAAUUGCAGGAGAUGAAAAAUGAAGCAUCAGGUGACUCCAGCUUGAGGGACGAGAAUGACCGGUUAAAAAAGAAAAUAGCAAUGUUAGAAGGCGACAUCUCUAACCUACAAAAGGAAUUAGACCGGGCUAAUAACGAGGCCAAGAAGCUUAAUCAAAUUUUAGACGAGAACAGAGACCUAAAAAAGAGUCUCGCCCAACUCGAAGGCGAAAACGCCAAACUGAAAAAGAAUCUCGAAACGGCCCAACUGGAGCAUGAAAAAUCCACCCAUAAGUUAGGCGAAUUCGAAAGGGUUACCGACAAAUUUAAACAAGUCAACAAAGAACUCGAGAACGAGAUAAAUCUAUUGAAAAAAGAAUUGGACAACGCUUUAAACGAUUCAAAGAAAAGCGUCGGUAAUAUUUCGGAUCUAGAGAAAGAAAUCGCCGAGCUAAAGCAUAAAAUUGCCCAAUUGGAAAGUACCAAUUCAAAAUUGGAAGGCGACAACGCCAAAGUAAAGAAGGAACUUGAACAGGCCAAAGGAGGGUCGAAAGCCGUCACUGAACUACAAGACGAAAACGCGAAAUUGAAGCAACAAAACGCGCAAACGCAAACAGAACUUGAUAGACUACGUAGCGAGCUCGAAAAGGCACUAGCCGACGCGAAAGCGAAACGAGACAAGGCCAAAGAAAUCGAAGGCGACCUGGAAAAGCUCAAAAAGCAAGUCCAGUCUCUGGAGAACGAAAAGGGCGACUUGGCAGGUAAACUGAAAACAGCACAGGACGAUUCGAAGAUGAGCGACCUUCAAGACGCUUAUAACAAAUUAAAGUUAAAACUUGCCGAAAUAGAAAAUGAAAAUUCGAAAUUAAACAAGGACUGUCAGAGGGCUAUGGACGAAUCUAAUAAACUAAAGGACGAAGUAAGUCAGUUGAAAGAGAACGAAAAGAAGCUGAAGGACAAAAUGGCCCAAAGCGAAAGUGAAAAUAGCAGCCUAAAAAAGAACUUGAAUUCGGCUUUAGAUGAGUUGAAAAUAAUGAAAACGGAAGUGGGAGGUGCGCAAGGCGAAGAGGCUAAACUAAAGCAAAACGUCGGAUUCCUUGAAACCGAAAACGGUAAGCUUAAGAAAGAAUUAGCGAACGCUUUAGAAAACGCUAACAAGGCUACCACCGAAUCGUCCGCACUGAAAGAAGAAAACGCGAAACUUAAACAACGCGUCGCUCAGCUGGAAUCCGAAAACGCCAAACUGAAAUCCGAUUUAGAUUCCGCCCUUAAUCAACUGAAGAAGGCUAAAGAAUCUGUUAAAGAACUUACAGACGAUAACAACAAAUACAAACAAAGAAUAGGUGAUGCCGAAAAAGAACUAAAAAAUGCUCAAGUAAAACUUGAUUUGCUCGAAAAAGAACCGAAAGGUCCGUCUGAAGCUGAUAAACUAGGUAAACAGCAAGUUAUCGAUGAACUGAGUAAACUGAAAAAGGAACUCGAAGCGUCUAGAGCUCAAGCCAGUAACAACGGGAAAGAACUCUCCCAGUGCAAAGACGAAAAUAACCGAUUAAAACAAAACAUUAAAAACCUAGAAAACGAAAAUGCCAGACUGAAAAAAGAGCUAGAAGAUGCUUUAAAUAAUGCCAAAAAUGCCGAAAAACAACUGGCUCAGUUACGAGACAACGAAAGCAAACUGAAAGACAAACUAGCAAAGCAAGAAGCAGAGCUAAACAAACUGAAGAAGGAAAAAGACGAUCUUGCAGAGCUACUUAAAAAAGCUGACGCGACUGCCGCCGAACUGGCUAGACUUAAGGACAGCGAGAACAAUCUAAAACAAAGAAUAGCUAAACUGGAAGCAGAAAAUGCUAGAGUGAAACUCGAACUGGACAACGCCGAAGGCGACAUCAAGAAAUUGGAAUCUGAACUGGCCACUGUAAAAAGCGAAGAUGCUAAACUUAAACAGGAAUUGGCCAAAGCGGAAGGCGAGAGCAGAAGAUCUAAAAGGAACGUAGAAGACGCUCUCGCUGAAGCUAAGAAAGGAACAAUGGGAUUAGACGAUUUAAAGGAAGUAGAAGACAAACUCAAGCAACGCGUCGCUCAAUUAGAAGCGGAAAAUAAAAAGCUAAAGGCCGAUCUCGAUGGCGCGUUAAACAGAGCGAAGAAAGCUACAGACGACGUGUCCAAAAUUCAAGAGGACGACGGCAAAUUGAAGCAAAGACUGGCCCAGUUGGAAAUGGACAACGUAAAAGUGAAGAAAGAUUUAGAUCGAGCACUAGCUGAGGCUAAAUCGCGCGUAGGAGCUACCGAUGAAAUAAAAGGUGAAAAUAACCGGCUUAAAGAAAAAAUUCCCAAACUCGAAUCGGAUAUCAACAAGCUAAGAAAAGACUUAGAAGCUGCAUUAAACGACGCCAAAAAUAAAACAGUCGGCAUGUCAAAGCUCGAUGACGAAAUUAAAAAUCUAAAACAAAAAAUUGCUCAGUUGGAAAAAGAAAACGAUAAAUUAAGAAGAGACUUGGAGGCCAGUUUGAAGGAUAAAAAAGCGGAAACGGAGAGCAUAAAUAAGCAGCGAGAUGAGAAUAAAAAUCAAAAACAGAAAGUUAUGGAUCUCGAAAUAGAAAUUGAGCAAUUAAGAAAAGAAAUGUUUACCAUAAAGGCUCUGCCACAGGCGAAACCGAUUGACGAUGUAAAGUCCAAGCAACAGUUGGAAAAAAUAGAAAAGUUAGAGAAUGAUAACAACAAGUUAAAGAAAGAUCUCGAUUCCGCGCUAAAAGAGGCCCAAAAGAUUCCCAAACUUCAAGAGGAAAACGCAAAACUCAAGCAAGAAAUCGCUAAAUUGCAAGCGGAAAUUGACAAAUUAAGAAACAAUUUAAGCGCUGCCGAAAACGAGAAGAACAAGAAAGCGGGCGAUUUGUUCAAAGCCAAAGACAACGAGGCAGCCUUAAAACAGAAAAUUGCCCAACUUGAAGCGGAAUUGGCCAAGAAGAAAAAGGAGUUGGACGAUGCCAAGUCUUCUGAUAAAGCGCUGAACGAUCUAAGGGGCGAAAACAAAAAUUUGAAAGAUAAAAUUAACGACUUACAAAACGAAAUUGCGAAAUUAAAGAAACAACUGGCUGCUGCAGAAGAAAAAGCGGGUUCGGCAGGGCCCACGGAUGACACCAAGCCUUUAAAAGACGAAAUCGCGACACUAAAACAAAAAAUCGCCAACCUGGAGGGCGAAAACGCCAAGUUGAAACAGAAACUUGACGAUGCUAAGAAGGACGCAAUGACCGCUGAGGUGGCGGCGAAACAAACUAUCGAAAAGCUACAGGCACAACUUGCCGACAUGAAAAACAAACUACAAGAGGCGGAAAAGCGUAACCGAAAUCUUUCCGAAGAAAAUGCGAAGCUAAAAAAGAAAAUCGAAAGUUUGGAAAAGGAAAUUGCCGAUAUAAAGAAGGAACUGCAGGCCGCCAAAGACUGGUUAAAUAAAACUACGGAAGAUUUGAAUAAAAUGAAAGACGAAAAUGGUAAACUGAAAAGCGAAAACGAUAAACUUACAAACAAUCUGAAAAGCGCCAAGAAUGAACUGAACGAAGCUUUACGUGCCCAAGAAAAACUUGCCGACUACCAAAAAGAAAUCGACGGCUACAAGAAUCAAAUUAAGAACCUACAAGCGGAACUAGCAAAACAGAAGAAAGAAUGCCAAGAUCUCAUCGAGUCUUUGAAAAAACAGUUCGAAAGAGACAUUAAGAACCUAAAAAAGAAAAACGAAGACAACAUCAGUCAGCUGCAGAAAGCUCAGGGCGACUACGUUAAAGAUUUGAACGACAAGCACGAUAAGGAAGUAGCGGCGCUUAGGGAGGCCAUCGAGCAACUAAGGGCUGAGCUUCAGAAGGCACUGAGAGAGCGUGACAAUUCGAAAAGCCUGCUGGACGAGCAAAAGAGGAAAAGCCUCGACAUCAAGGAAAAGGUGUUCGAAGUGGAGAAAGUCAUCUCGAAGGAGCGACGACGCAGCAAAGAGUUCGAAAAGAGACAUAGCGAUUUGAAGGCUAUGUCGGCCGCAUUGGAGGAGGAGAUCGUUAAAGAGAGGAAGGCCUCCGAGCAAAUGGCAAAGGAAAACCAAGAACUGAGCCAGAAAUUGGAAGAAUUGAAAAAGCGAAAAGAUGUUGCGCCUUCUCAAGUCAAAGAGGCACCGAUAAAAACUGGUAAAGUAGCACCGGUAAGAGCAGCUAAAGAAGCACCGACGAAAACUGGUAAAGAUGCGCCAAUAAGGAAACAAAGUCUUUUAGAAGAGGUAAUGUCAAGUAGAAUAAUUGAAGAACUCAAUAUAGAAGAAAGGAGACCAAAACACGACAAACUAACGAUGGCCACGUUUGAGACGGUGUCGUUAGCGCCAGACGUUAUCCCUAUAACAGCUCCACUGUCCGACAGAGCGCUCAGGUUUUAUGGUAAACGACACUGCCCUUGUGGCGAUACCUUAGACGAACUCUUGAGGAAAGCUGCAAGGAAAGGAUUACCAUCGCUGUCUAUCGAAGAGCUUCAGUUAAUUCACAGACACUUAAGCGAAACUGCUGCUAAUAUGUUAGAGAGAUCAGGAAAAGCUAAAGGUGUCUUGGAACCGAACGAAGCUGGGGAUAGAUUGUCUUUGCUGAGAAGAAUUGCUGAACUGGAAGGGGACCUGAUGAUGAAACAGAGACAAACUCAGCAAAAAAUUGACGAAAUGCAAAACGCUGUAAAGCGCGAAAAGGACAAACUCAGUGAACUCAGACGAAAUUUGCAGAUGGAUAAAAGAAGCAAGUCUGUUACUGGUUCGGAUGGAUCGAGAAGAAAUCUCAACAAGGACUCUGAAAUGUUAGAAGAACUAAAGAAACAGCUUGAAAGUCGUCUCAAAGAUGAACUGGCAACCAAAAUGAAUCUGGAACGGCAACUGUCGCAACACGGCAAAUUGGGCCAGCCGCAACAAAGCAAAUAUCAUCCAGAGUCGCCGGUUAGGGAUGUGUGCCAUGAGAGAAUGAGCCCGAAUUCAUGUUCAUUACGAUCGUCGGGGAAAUUUUAAACAUAUCAUCUUGUCCAGAAUGUUUCAGGUCAAAAAGAAGUGCUCGUCUUAACAGAACAUCGUGAAACUAUGUUCUGCGUCGAAACUGUAACUUGUGUUUUAAAUAAAAAUAUACACUGAA